AUGUCCCCUCCCCAGGCCUGGCACUGUGCCCUGAACAGUCCUAUUAAACGUUGCUCUGUCUUGGUGCCCUCGGUGUCGCCUGUCUGCCUCCCCGCCCCCGGGGUGGGGGGGGCCUCCCAGCCUUAUCUUCCCUGCAACCAGGCUUGCGUGCCACGUGGCGGCAGCUGCUUGGCCCCCCACCCCCUUAUCUGCCCCUGCCCCGUGGGCCCCGGCACUGCCAUGGACGGCCAGCUCCUGCCAGUGCUGCUGCUGCUGCUUGGGGCCUCAGGCCUGUGGGCACAGGGGCCAGGGCCCGAGGGUCCCUUGGAGGAGCCCCCAGAGGAGGAGCCCCCAGAGGAGGAGCCCCCGGAGGAGGAUGGGAUCUUGGUGCUGAGCCGGCAGACCCUUGGCCUGGCCUUGCGGGAGCACCCUGCCCUGCUGGUGGAGUUCUACGCCCCGUGGUGUGGGCACUGCAAGGCACUGGCCCCUGAGUACAGCAAGGCGGCUGCCCUGCUGGCAGCAGAGUCGGCCAAAGUCAGGCUGGCCAAGGUGGACGGGCCCGCGGAGCCAGAGUUGGCCGAGGAGUUUGCGGUGACAAAGUACCCCACGCUCAAGUUCUUCCUUGACGGGAACCACACGCACCCGGAGGAGUACACUGGCCCCUGGGAGGCCGAGGGCAUCGCUGAGUGGCUGAGGCGGCGGGUGGGGCCCAGUGCCACGAGGCUGGAGGAUGAGGAGGGCGCUCAAGCGCUGAUAGAUGCCCGGGAUGUGGUGGUCAUUGGCUUCUUCCAGGACCUGCAGGACAAGGAUGUGGCUACCUUCCUGGCCCUGGCCCAGGAUGCCCUGGACAUGAGCUUUGGCCUCACCAACCAGCCUCAGCUCUUUCAGAAGUUCGGCCUCACCAAGGACACUGUGGUCCUCUUCAAAAAGCAUGCACCUGGUCACGGAGUUCAACAGCCAGGUGAGUGGGGCUGGAGGGCAGAUGCGGGUGGGAGCGGAGGAUGGGAGGCGAGCGCGGGAGCAGCCCAUGAGCGCCACUUGCCCCCGCAGACGUCCCGUAAGAUCUUUGCAGCUGGGAUCCUUAACCACUUGCUGCUGUUCGUCAACCAGACGCUGGCCCCCCACCGGGAGCUGCUGGCGGGCUUCCGGGAGGCAGCUCCCAGCUUCCGCGGGCAGGUGCUGUUUGUGGUGGUGGAUGUGGGUGCCAGCAACGACCAUGUGCUCCAGUACUUCGGCCUCAAGGCCGAGGAGGCCCCCACCCUACGCUUCAUCAACAUUGAGACCACCAAGAAGUACAUGCCUGCGGACAGGGGGCCAGUCACCGCCACCUCGGUUGCAGCCUUCUGCCACGCAGUCCUGGGUGGGGAGGUCAAGGUCUGCUGCUGGACUGCCCAGUUGGGGGGUGGGAGUGGGAGCAGCGGCUCUUGGGAGAGACCCCCCAAUAAAGCACCUGGCCGGUUCUCCCAGCCUUAUCGCUUGAGCCAGGAGGUCCCCCCCGACUGGGACCAGCGGCCAGUCAAGACCCUCGUGGGCAAGAAUUUCGAGCAGGUGGCUUUUGAUGAAACGAAGAACGUGUUUAUCAAGUUCUAUGCCCCAUGGUGCACCCACUGCAAAGAGAUGGCCCCGGCCUGGGAGGCACUGGCUGAGAAGUACAGGGACCACGAGGACAUCGUCAUCGCCGAGCUGGAUGCCACGGCCAAUGAGCUGGAGGCCCUCCCUGUGCACAGCUUCCCCACCCUCAAGUACUUCCCGGCGGGGCCCGGUCGGAAGGUGAUUGAAUACAAAGGCACCAGGGACCUGGAGACCUUCUCCAAGUUUCUGGACAGCGGGGGUGAGCUGCCUGCAGAGGAGCCCACGGAGGUGCCCGGAGCCCCCUUCCCGGAGAUGCCAGAAAACACCACGGAGCCCAAAGACGAGCUGUAGUUGCACCGCUGUCAGCGCCCACCUGGGGAGCCGUGUCCCUUGGUGCCCAUGGAAGCUGUGGGCUGUGAAUAAAGAGCUCUGGUCCUGGAC
Molecule: messenger RNA, 1992 nt
Organism: Globicephala melas (long-finned pilot whale)
Lineage: Eukaryota; Metazoa; Chordata; Mammalia; Artiodactyla; Delphinidae
Gene: PDIA2
Product: protein disulfide isomerase family A member 2
Biological process (GO): response to endoplasmic reticulum stress; protein folding
Cellular component (GO): endoplasmic reticulum
Molecular function (GO): protein disulfide isomerase activity
Source: RefSeq, a predicted model, not a curated record